Molecule: messenger RNA, 1985 nt
Organism: Mytilus trossulus (common blue mussel)
Lineage: Eukaryota; Metazoa; Mollusca; Bivalvia; Mytilida; Mytilidae
Product: inositol oxygenase-like
Exons: 1
Coding region: 127-996 (289 amino acids)
Biological process (GO): inositol catabolic process
Cellular component (GO): cytoplasm
Molecular function (GO): inositol oxygenase activity; iron ion binding
Source: RefSeq, a predicted model, not a curated record
UAGACUAUACGAUUGUACAGGUAUUAAAAAUGUAAGCGGUUCUAACCGGAUUUAUUGUAUAUUAUCAAUUGAAACUAUAUACAUAGGUAGACUAUAGAUCAUUCAAUACAAUCAUAUGCUUCGAUCAUGUCGAACGCUCAAGUAGUACCUCCAGGCUCGGUGUCUCUUGAAGAUCCGUCGGAAUACCGUCCAGAAUAUAAAGACAAAGAUGACUACCGUACGUUCGAUAUCCACACAUCACCUGAAAGAGUGAUCAAUACAUAUAGAGCAAUGCACACUACACAGACCCUGGAUUAUGUGAAAAAGAAAAAUGAAUAUUGGUGCAAAUUCAACCAUGGCGAGAUGAGCAUUAUGGAAGCGCUUAACAUGUUGAACAAUUUUAUGGAUGAGAGCGAUCCGGAUGUCGAUGUACCGAAUUCCGUCCACGCAUUCCAAACGGCCGAGGGUAUCCGACAGAAACACCCUAACAACGAAUGGUUCCAAGUUACAGGUUUGGUCCAUGAUGUUGGAAAAGUAAUGGCGCUGUGGGGUGAACCACAAUUUUCGACCGUUGGAGAUACUUUUCCAGUCGGCUGCCGUCCCGAUAAAUCGAUCGUUUUUGACGCCGAACUUUUUAAAGACAAUCCCGAUUUACAAAAUGAGAAAACCAACACGAAACUAGGAAUCUACGAAGAAAACUGCGGUUUGACAAACGUUUACAUGUCUUGGGGUCACGAUGAAUAUCUUUACCGUGUCCUGAAAGCUCCCGCAAAUACCUGCCAUCUUCCAGAAGAAGCCUUAUACUGCAUCCGGUUUCAUUCGUUUUAUCCCUGGCACACUUCCGGUGCUUACAAAUAUCUGUGCGACAACAAGGACUUGGAAAUCAUGAAAUGGGUGAACGAGUUUAAUAAAUUUGAUCUGUAUUCCAAAACUCCGGAUAUUCCUCCGCUUGAGGAGUUGGUGCCUUAUUACACACAACUUGUGGAGAAAUAUAUUCCAGGAAAGCUAAAAUGGUAGAAAAGUCUUACAGGAAACUUUGACUUGCAUUUAUAGUGAAGAACAAAUGAUCAAAGCAUGUGUUAAAGUAGUUUUACAGGAUAAUUUAUAUAUCGGAUCAUUAAUAUGAGAAUUCCUUGAAUACUUUGGUAUUUAUAAACGUCUAUGCAAUUUUAAGCUUCUACAAAAGGUUACCUUAUUUUAUACCUAUAUUAUAGCUGUGUCAGUCUAUAUAGUUUCAAAUCGUUUGUUCACACUGAACACGGAUUUUCGAAAGACGAAAGAUUUUUUAAUUAUAUUGUUUUUUAUAUAAAAAAAAAAGAAAAAAAAAAGUAAUUCAAGCACCAUCACAACAUUUAAACAGAUUCGUUUUAGAAUCGGCAAAUGUUCGUCACUAUGAGAUAGGUUUGGCGUCACUCUGAUAAAUUAUUUGUAUUUGUUAAGCAUAUGCUUGGAAAGUUCUUGCUCAUGAAAUAUUUCAAAUUUAACUAUAAAAAAACAUACACAAAACUCGCAUAUACUUGUAUAUGUUUUGUUUCGAAAUGAACUUUGAUUUUGUCAGUUUCGAGCUUCGCGCAUUUUCACAUAUUUGAUAUCUUUAUAUAUAUAUUUUCUCGAAAACAACUGAAUUUUAAGGAGUCAAUUUUGCGCUAUGCCCAUUUCUCCAUAUACAGUGAACUAGUAUGUAUAUAUUGUUCCGAAAACAAAAGCAAUUAAGUCAGUAACGGGCUAUGCGCAUUCCUAACCUACUCGAGGUUUUCAACAAAUUGGAAUUUUCAAAAUAAAAUACGCAAAAAUGUAAAUUAAUGAUACGUAUAGAAAUAUUCUAAACUUUCAUGCAUUAUAAAGUUAACUGUCUUUUUAAGUAAGACUGACAAACACUUUUUUCAAAUGGAAUUUGUUUUAGAAUCAUGUUUAUAUUAAACUCAUGUGACGGGGUAUAAUUCACAAUGAGACAAAAAAAAAAAAAAAAAAAAACCAAUCCAUUGCUGUCCAUUGUAUUUGUUUUG